Messenger RNA from Durusdinium trenchii, 655 nucleotides. Lineage: Eukaryota; Dinophyceae; Suessiales; Symbiodiniaceae. The record is from the annotation of a GenBank genome assembly.
GAAGUGGGAGGAGGAACUGGAAUGCAUGGAAAAGAUCAUUGCCUGGCUAGAGGAGGGAAAGGACGCCGUGAAGUCCGCAUUCAGUCUUAAAAGUCAGGACAUCGAGUUCUUGAAUGACUACGGUUUGUUGACUGCCAAGCCUUGCAUGUAUGCAGUCAAUAUGAACAAGCACGAUUAUUGCCGCAAGAAGAACAAGUUCUUGAAGCCUAUCUACGAGUGGGUGCAAGCAAACUCUCCGGGGAGUGCAAUCAUUCCAUAUUGUGGAGCAUACGAGGAGGAGCUGCAGGAUAUGGAGACUGAAGAAGACCGGGAGAAGCAGCUGAAGGAAGAUGGUGUGACGAGUGCCAUGCCAAAGAUGAUCUCAACAGCUUUUCAUAUGGUACAUUUGAUCAAUUUUUUCACAGCUGGACCUGAUGAAGUCAAAGCUUGGACAGUUCGAAAAGGAUUCAAGGCUCCACAAGCCGCUGGAGUUAUUCACACAGAUUUUGAGAAAGGCUUUAUCAUGGCCGAGGUCAUGUCCUUUACUGAUUUGAAGGAACUUGGCAGUGAAGCGAAUGUCAAGGCAGCCGGCAAGUACCGUCAGGAAGGUAAGAACUACGAGGUGCAAUCUGGAGACGUUAUUUUCUUCAAGUUCAACCUUGGCAAGGGCAAAUGA